GAUACUUGUAUUGACGAUAAAUCAAAAUAUCACGAAGUCAAAGUGGGCUCCACUGGAAGAAGAACAUGAAGAAAAUGAACAUUACUGCUAAUCUAUUGUAGAAAAACGUGAAAAACUCAUUUAAGAAAACAUGUAAAAAAGAUGAAACUACCAGAGUUGACAACGACGAAGAAGAGAGCAAAAAGCACACGCAGCGCAGCAAACACAAAAAACACGACCAAGAGACCACGACAACUUCGACGACAACAACGACGGCUACAAAGUUCUUGGAGUGGUGACCACUGCCAGAGCGCCAGCGAACGUGUGCAGCUGCAGCUGAAGUUGUUGUAGUUAAUCUAAAGGAGGGUAGGCAGUGCUACUGGGACUGAGAGUGGGAGUGGGUGUGGGAGGUGCAUGUGCAGUAAGAGAGGAGCCAGCCCAUGCUGAAAAAUCAAUCGAAAACACAACCACAUGCUGUCCAAAAUUAACUAAACACAUACUAAAAUGGACAUCGAGAAGAUCUCCAUAGAUUUGGAAUCAAAUCAAACACACGAUACGGAGGAGGCAAAGCAAAAACUUGUUGAACUUUUCACACAGACUAAGGAACAAUGGCCCGUACGCUAUAUGAUGGACUACUUCAUCAAAACUGGCUCCACGCGCAUCAUGGAGGUGCUGGUCAAAGCUAAGCCACCUCACGAUGCCUUUAUAUUCGAUCGCCUGGACGAUUGGCUCAAGCAGCAACAGUAUCGUGUCCAGGCCUUGAAUGUGUUCUGUUUUGUUGUGCGGCGCCAUCCCACCUGGUUGCACAAAAUCGAGAAGCACCGUCUCAUUAAUAGCGUACUCAAACUGUUAAUGCACGAAAAGGACAUUGUGCAGUUGAUGAGCGCUCUGUUGAGCAUUAUAACGCUGCUACCCAUAAUACCGAAUUCGGUGCCAAACUUUUUGAACGAUUUGUUCGAGGUGUUUGGUCAUUUGGCGUCGUGGAAGCUGCAAAUCGUCAAUAAGCUGCCGGAGGAGAAGGUGCUGCAUCUGCAGCUUGGCCUGACAAUGCUGUUUCAUCGACUGUACGGCAUGUAUCCGUGCAAUUUCAUAGGCUAUCUGUCGGAGUUCAUUAAGAAGGAUAAGGCCGGAGGCAGUAUCUUUCAGCAUACGAUUAAACCAUUGCUGGACACGGUGCGCAUCCAUCCCAUGUUGCUGACGGCCACCAUCGAAACGGAGCUGAACAAUGCACGCUGGAAGGAAAUGGAACCGCAUGAUGUGGUCCUAGAAUGUGCACACUUAUCGCUGCCCGUGCUGCAUCCCGAUUCGACCAAUGAGGAAAUCAACUCCGCUUACAGCUACGGCACGCCCAGCUGCAGUCGCAUGGUAUCGGUCAACUCGAACAGCGACUCGCACACCAAUAGUAGCAGUCUGCUAAGGAAACUGCCUCAAUCGGACGCACCUGUCAAACGCUUUGAAUCUGCAGCAUCCGAGACCAUCAACACGCCGAUCUGGAGUCCCAUGAAUGAAAUAACCACUGCAAGCGGCGGCACAGCAAUACCGUUGACGCCGACGGCGCCGUUUAUAUUGCCACUGCAGCCGUCCAGCAACAAUGCUCAGCUACUCGGUGCGACUGGGUCGUCGCCACCGGAGGCGGCAGUGGAGGCCACGCCGGAGACAACGCCACUAAAGGAUUUGCGCGACUUCAAGCAACACCAACAGCAGCAGCUGCCCAACUCACAUGCUGUGCGCUCCAUUUUUGGCAACAGCCAGCCUUCGUCGCCACAGCGGAAGGAUCACCAAAACCAGUUCCACUAUCCGGACAUUAGCAGCAACGCAACUGGGAAUGAUUCCCUAACCAAUUAUACUCGUCGACUGCAGCUGGACAGGCAGAACCCACAGGCAGAGCUGCCCGAGCUGCACUCGGAGGCACUGCUAACGGCCACGCUGUGCACGAUGGGUCCGAAUACCGUGCUCACAUGGGAGACCAAGGAGCUGAGGAGCACCGUUUGCGGCGAAUGCAAUGAAACUGAUCGGAACCUCUGUAGCGAUGGAGGCCUCCACAUGCCCACCAGCCGCUCAGUGAAGCAGCUGGCGAAGGUGAAGCGACGCGAUCGCAUGUCCAGCUAUUGCUGCAACGAGACCAUCUUCUCUCCCAGCAGCAGCAGCGGCACAGCUCCCAAGUUGGCAAAUUGGAAUAGCGCCCAAGCGCAGCAUCAGAUGCGACGCAGCAAGUCGUGUUCGGCUGUGCAGAUCGUGCAGCAGACUGAGGAUCACGAGGAGGAUGACGAGGCCGAUUGCCCAACAGAGUUGCAGCAUAAGAAUGGCAAUGGGAAUGGGAAUGGAGUGCAUGUUGCAUGCGACAUCCGACCACAAAAGACUGUGCAGCUGCAGGCUGGAAAACUGCAGCGUAGCGAACGCAUUCUGGCCAUGGUUGCGCCCAAGUUCGCGAAUGCCUGCACACAAACGCUGCAGAUGCUGCCGACACACUACGAGGAUUGGCUGUUCGAGCUGCUGUUUGAGUGCAAGGAGCAGCGCAAUAAGUACGAGCGUAGUCAACUGUAUCCGCAGGACAUACUCGAUCAGUACAUAAUGCGCUGCAUAAACGCCAAGGAUGGCUUGGAUGCCUGCGGUGGCAACAAUCUCAGCAUCUCAUCCCUGCAGGAGCAAUGCCAAUUGAUGUGCUUGCAAUUGCAAUACGAGAGUUAUCGACGCGGCAUCCAUGCCGAACGCAAUCGCCGUUUGAUGGGACGUAGUCGGGACAAGCGCAGCUUAGAAAUGGAACGAGAUCGUUUGAGUGAGCAGCUGAAGAACUUUGAUGCGAAGAAUCGUGAUCUCGCCGCCAUGGUGGACGAGACAAUUCGGCAGUCGAAUGAGCGACAAAACAGCUACAAUGAUGAGCUCGCCAGCCUAAAGUCCAAAUAUCAGCACGAACUGGAGCAGAAUAAGUGUCUGCGGCAGGCAAACGAUGAUUUGCAGACGCGUCUGGGUGCUGAGAUACAGCAGCGCAAGGAGAUCAAUUACGAUGUGGAAUCGUUGCGUGGCCAGAUAUUCACAAUGAGCACCGAACUGCAGCGUGCCCAACAGCAGGCCGAUCUCGGCCAACAGUGCAAAGAGGAACUGGCACGCCUCGAAGCUGAGUUCAUUAUCAUGGGCGAGGUGCAGGUCCGUUGUAGGGAUCGACUCGUUGAGGUUGAUAAUUAUCGGGCACGCGACGAGGAACUGCAAUUGCUGCAAGAGAGUUAUAAUGCCGAACUAAAGGAGCUCAAGCACAACCAGGAUGAGAAGACAUCUCAACUCGAGGCGACCAGAUACAAACUCAGCGAACAGCAGUCGCAAUUGGCCAACAGCGAGAAGGUCAUAACGGAGCAGAAGCGUUUGCUGCGCACCGUCAAGGACGAGUAUGAUGAAAUGUUUAAGUCGGUGAACAAAAAAUACGACAUUCAAAAGAAGAUUAUUGUGCAAAUGGAGGAGAAGCUGAUGAUGUCGUUGCAGCAGCCGCAGGGCGCUGUGGGUCACACCACCUGUUCGCCGGACACUGACCGAACUGACAUUGCCUCAUCCAUGGAACGCAACUCACCGCUCUCAACGUCACUGGCAUCGAGUGAGAGCCUGUCGGCCAGCCUACGCUCGACGGAGCUAAAAAAUUUGCAGCAGCUGCUCGAUGCGCCAUUGAUACCCGAAGUACUGUGCAGCGUGGCCAGCGGCACAGGCUCCGCAGCGGGCACUAAUGUCCUCUACGAGGACAAUGCUCGCUUGCCUGCCAUCGAUUUGGCCUCGUCGGCGGGCACUGCGACCGCUAUAAACAUAAUGCAGACGACAGCGACAGCAACAGCGGCACUGCCGCAAGAAAUCGACCUGCCGACGGCAUCUAAUCACACACACACCCACACACACACCCACCCACAUUUACACUUGCAACAGCAGGAGCAGCAGCAACAGCAGCCAGCGCACAGUCAGCAGUAGGAAACUGCAGCAAACGAACACGUUUGCACUAAAUAGAAAGUACACAAGGCUGUCAAUUAUAAAAGCAAAAAAAUAAUGAUCCUUUGGAACAGGGGCAAAAAUCAACUACAAAAUUAAACAUGUAUCAAAAAAGAAAAAAAAAAAAAACAAAACAAACAAGAAAACUGCAAAUAUCUCUUCUAUAUAUACACAUACGUACAUAUGAUUUUUUUGUAAUUUUUUGUCUCCCACUACCAAAAAAUAAUUGAAGUCGGAUUUUGAAACGAACUGUUCAGGGUUUUCUCGCAUUCAGUUUAAAACUGUACACUAAAGUUUAAUAAAACGCAAACUCCGCGCAAUAAUUAUACAUAACGAUUAUAAACGUUUGAAAUUUUAACUUGUUGGCACAUUGCAAUGUGUUUUGUCGUAUACAAAUUGUAAAAAAAACAAAACAAAAAAAAUAAAACGAAAAUAGGUUUUGAUAUGAUGAAACAUUUAAAU
Messenger RNA from Drosophila grimshawi, 4404 nucleotides. It is a transcript of the gene Tsc1, whose product is annotated as hamartin. Gene Ontology annotation, biological process: regulation of cell cycle; negative regulation of TOR signaling; negative regulation of cell population proliferation. Bases 484 to 3924 code for a protein of 1146 amino acids. Gene Ontology annotation, cellular component: TSC1-TSC2 complex. The transcript has 7 exons. The record is from RefSeq and is a predicted model, not a curated record. NCBI's taxonomy places the organism in Eukaryota, Metazoa, Arthropoda, Insecta, Diptera, Drosophilidae.